UCCUCGUUUGCAACAAACGCAAAAUUUCCAAUACUUAUUAAGUUCGUUUUAUACUCUAAUGUUGUGGCACAGGCGCACAGCCCGAACUUACUGUUGACUGUUGAGCACUGAACACUGAGCAGUAGGUAAGUUGUAAAACAAAUUAUAGCAAACGCGAUAUCAUAAUAUCAAUAACGGAUUAAUCUUUUAUCUAUACAGCCGUGGACGGGCCCCCCAGGGUUAUAUAUGGUUAUAUUUUUGAAUUUUUCUGCCGUGCUAUUUUUAAAAUACCUACAGUGAUAGUGUUAAUACUUAAUAGGUAGUCGGCAUGAGAAAAAAUUAACAAAACCGGUUUUUUGAAUUAUUGGCAUAACGAGUAACGACGAACGCCGCUGCAGAGUUCAGACUGCCUGCAAAUCGCAAUCGACAUUCGACAUUCGGCCGUCGACGAGUGACUACACCCCAAACUUUCCGGAAACUUUAAGUUGGUACGAAAAGUCCGGAUAAAACCCAGUCGGACAUCGUCGCGUUGAUAAAAUCCUGUCCACAUUCGCGGGAAACCGGAAAUACGUUGUUCCGGUGUCGACGGUCGCGAUUCUCCAGUUCGGAGAGAAUAUUGAGGGUUCGCGACGACGACGUCUCGGCAGGCAGAUGUUCACUUCCGGUGUGUAUCGUUUCGUGACGGUCGGCCCGCAGUGACGAGACUCGUCGGACCUGUGAACGCAAUGCCCAAAAGUAACUACUUACCUACUAUCAUGAUGGAUGUUUCCGUCGGUUCUCUCGGCGUUUUCCUCGCUUUGUUUUCGAUCGUUUGUUAUCUUGUCAGGAUCAGACUGGCCGGCGGCCGCGGUCUGCUCUCGUCCACACGUCCACGGUUGCUGACCACCGACGGUCUGCCCUCGUCCACACGUCCACGGUUGCUGGUCACCGACGGUCUGCCCUCGACGCCCACACCGCUGUUGGAGGCUGUCGCCGUUCCGCGAGUUCGCCAGAGUUCCGGGUCCGCCAGAAUCGCCGACAAGUUCCGCGUGUCGGUAAAUCCGUUCACGCCGACCGGCAUCGCGAUACUGAAAAACCGAAAGAAACGCGUAACCGGAUCGAACGAAGACGACGACGACGACCAGCACCUACGUAUCACCGGUCCCGAGGACCGUGACGACUGCUUGAGCCUCGGACAGUGCACGCCGCCCGACAACAAAUCGCCCGGUACCGUCCAUCCGUCCGUCGUCAGACGUCUGGUGGACAGCGGCAAGAUGACCAACGUCAGUAUACGCGAACUGCAGACGUCCCGCUUCAACGAAGAGUUCAGGAUAGACGAGUACAUCGCCACAGGUAGUUUCGGAGUCAUAUACAAGUGCACAAAUCUGUUCGACGGGAUACCGUAUGCGAUUAAAAAAAUCAAACAGACGGUGCACAGGAGCCCAGAGUAUCUAGUCCGGAAGGAGGUGUACGCGAACUCGGUGUUUGGGCGACAUCCGAACUUGGUCUCGUACUUCACGGCCUGGUACGAGAGGGGUCACAUUUACAUUCAAACCGAGUUCUGCCACGGAGGCACCCUGGAACGCAUGAUCCACGAGUCUGAUCAUGCGUUUUGCGACAACGCUCUGAGGCGAUUGUUGUGGCAUGUGUGCAAUGGCCUGGCUCACAUCCACUCCAAGAAACUCGCCCAUUUGGACAUAAAAUCAGCCAACAUAUUGGUAUGCAAAACUAAUGGGUCAUUAGUGUUUGCCAAUGAUCUAGACGACGAAGAAGAUGAAAUAGUUGACAAACAUAUUGUUUACAAGAUAGGUGACUUUGGGCAUACAAUAUGUGUCGAAGAUGUCCGAAAUAUUGAAGACGGAGACUCUCGCUACUUACCUAAGGAACUAUUACGUGACGAUUAUUCUCAAUUGCAGAAAGUCGAUGUGUUUUCUACUGCUCUUACAGUAUACGAGGCAGCAACUCGAAAACAUUUACCUAAAAAUGGACCAGAAUGGCAUCGUUUGAGGAAUGGUGAAUUUUCGUUACCUCAAACUCCAUUUUUCAGCACAAGUCUAGAAAAAUUGCUAAAAAAAAUGGUAGACUUGGAUCCUACAAAUAGACCUAGUGCUUCUAAAGUGGUUAAUAUUUUGCUCGACAGAGGAAUGGCAGCAACAAUUAAUGAUCUAGAUGAAAUGGAAGCGUUGAAAUUAAGUGCUCAAUUCCUUUCACCUUGGUUACUCGAUUUAAAACCGUCAAGAACAGCACUAUCAAGUAGAAGUAACUAUAUUUAUACGGACUGUCAGUUUUAAGAAAUUCAAGACUAUUAAACAGGAAAUGAAAACAUUUAUUAAUUAUAUUUAACCUAUAAUUAUGUUGAACUAUUAGAUUUAAAAAAAAAUUUAAUUUAGAACUAUAAUUUUUAUUUAUCCAUUAAAUUUAAACUGUUAAUUAAAAAUAUUUUUAAAAGCAAUGUUUAGUUAAAUUUAAUUUAAAAAAUAUUGAAUGGUUAUUAUCAUUUGUUGUUAUUUUUAUUUUUAUAGCUACAUUAUUUUAUAAUUAUUGAAAAGACAGGACGAUGCAUUUUCCACAAAUGUUACCUAUUUAAAAUUCAAAUUUUCAAUGAAUUACUUAGGAUUCAAAAUGUUA
Molecule: messenger RNA, 2586 nt
Organism: Metopolophium dirhodum (rose-grain aphid)
Lineage: Eukaryota; Metazoa; Arthropoda; Insecta; Hemiptera; Aphididae
Product: wee1-like protein kinase 2
Exons: 1
Coding region: 705-2249 (514 amino acids)
Biological process (GO): protein phosphorylation
Molecular function (GO): protein kinase activity; ATP binding
Source: RefSeq, a predicted model, not a curated record